CAGAAUGUUUACUUCUGUUGGUUCAUGUUAUCACACAGCAGGCUAGGCACACACACUCGUUGCUACAGUACUAUAGGCUAUGUUGUUGCUCUCCAUCUUCUAGACUUCAGCUCCUUCUUGUGUAAGGGAACCUUUUCAGUUGACAGAAGGAAGGAUGAAGGCGGACCAGGAAGCUCCUCCCUCCUCCCCCAGAUUGGAGGAUUUGGCGAUCCGGUGUCGGGAAGUGUGUCGGUCGUACGGGAAACUCAAAGUCCUGAGUAACCUCAACUUGACCGUACCACAGGGACACAUCUACGGCCUGCUGGGUCCGAGUGGGUGUGGGAAGACCACGCUGUUGAAAUGCAUUCUGGGAACCCUGAAGAUCUCCCGAGGGCACAUCAGCGUGUUGGGGAAGCCGCCCGCAUUUCCUGGACACCAGGUCCCUGGGAGGAUGGUGGGGUACAUGCCACAGGACCUGGCGUUGUACAAUGAGUUUUCUAUCAGUGACACUCUGACGUUCUUCGGAAGGAUCCACGGCCUGUCAUCUACGGACACCCAGGCACGCAUGGACUUCCUGGUGGACUUCCUGGACCUACCUCACAACAGCAGCCUGGUUGGAAAACUCAGCGGAGGGCAGAAACGGAGGGUGUCUCUAGGAGCAGCCUUACUUCAAAACCAGUUAUUGAUUCUGGAUGAACCCACAGUCGGGGUGGACCCUGUGCUGAGAGCCAAACCAUACAAACGCUCCACACCGCAUGGCCGCGCCACCCUAAUCUGGUGGUCCCAGCGCACGAAUUCCACGUGA
Oncorhynchus nerka (sockeye salmon) is the source of this 784-nucleotide messenger RNA. RefSeq names its product ABC transporter G family member 23-like. Gene Ontology annotation, molecular function: ATP hydrolysis activity; ATP binding. NCBI's taxonomy places the organism in Eukaryota, Metazoa, Chordata, Actinopteri, Salmoniformes, Salmonidae. The record is from RefSeq and is a predicted model, not a curated record.